AUGGAUCAAUUGACACCGGAACAGCAAAACAAACUGCAGAGCUUUAAAGAGUUUACAUCUUACAAUGAGAGCGAUGAGCAAGAGAAAGUACUGAGACUGUUAACUGUAUGCAAUUGGGAUCUUGAAGUUGCAGUCGCUCGUUAUUUUGAUAAUGACUUCCCGACUUUGACAGAUGAAAGGCCUCCAUUUCCAGUUCCCAAUGGAACAGAUUCCUUGUUUGUCAGAUCUUUUGCCAACAUGGAGGCCGGUCCCUCCUCGAUAAACGCAUCUUCACGAGACUCCACUGCUCCUCGAGCUCUUGCUUUUGAUGAUCCAUUUUUGGAUCUCAUUCCUAAGUUACCGAAGGCAAUUCCAAUUCACAACCGCUGGAAGCUGCAAUUAGGAAUAAAUACAAAUCAUCAAGAACGAAAAAGACCUACAUAUGCAUUACUACCACCUGUGAUUUUCAUUCUCAUGUUGUUCCCAAAAUUAUUUUGGCUUGUGGGAUAUGGAUUGAACAAAUUGCUAGGUUCUGUCUUUCCCAAUUUAUUCAGAAUUCUUGGCCUGAGAGAAAGCCCCACAGAUUUUCCUUCGAAACCAAUUUAUACAUCGAAGGAAGCUGUGGCGAACUAUAACAUCAAGGAGUAUAUCAACGAUACAUUGGGUGAAACCAGUGAUCUUCCAAUAUUUGAAGGAAGCUUCAACGAAGCAUUUGAGAAAUCUAAAUCUGAACUAAAGUGGUUGAUGUGCAUUCUUCUCAAUUCAGAAAGAAAUAUCAGCACUCAGUUCGUGAAAUCGUAUCUCAAUCACGAGAGUUUUAUCAAUUUUGUCACAAAAAACGAUAUAAUUCUGUAUGUGGGAGAUGUGAGUUAUCCUGAGCCUUUCGAAGUGGGUCAAACAUAUCAAGUUUAUUCUGUUCCAUAUAUCAACUUGAUCGCCAACGUGUCUGCAACUGGUACUACGUUCCCAUUAAUGUCAAUUGUUACCAGGCAUCACAAUUUUGAAACAUGCACCAAAGAGUACGCGAAGAAGCUUGUCAAACGUCUGCAAAAGAUCAUAGAUAAAUAUGAGCCACAACUAAUUACACAGAGAUAUGACAGACAGGAGGCGGACCUUGCUCGAUUAUUAAGAAGACAACAGGAUGAGGCAUACGAACAGUCCUUGUUGAACGAUAAAAUCAAGCAGGAGGAGAAGAAGCAAAAAGAAGAGGAGCAACAAAGGGAGCUGGAAAAAUUGAGACAAGAAGAAGAAGCAUCAAAGUUAAAACAAAAGCAGGAACUGGUUUUCCUAAAAAAUCACGUACAGUCAUUAUCUCAGAUAGAUGAGAAGAGUUGGGAGAAGGGUGAUUAUACCACAAUACAAUUAAGAAAUCACGAGGGCCAGCGAACAGUGAAGAAAUUCUACAAGGAUCAGACUUUAUAUGAUAUCUUCCUGUUUGUGGAGUGCAAGAAUUUCUUGCGCGUUCAAUCUAAGGAACUUGCGGUUCCCGAGGAGAACGUCUUGGAUCAAUUAGAGGUGGAAGAUGUGACUUUGGAAAACUAUGAACAUGAGUUUAGAUUCGAACUUAUAUCACCAAUGCCUCGCGUCAAAUUUCAUGCCGACCGAAACAAACUUUUAAAAGAUGUUAGGGAACUGUGGCCGAAUGGUUCACUGUUGAUCGAGCGUAUCGAAGAUGAAGAUGGAUUCGACGAGGAAACUGACGACUAAUGAUUGAGUAAUAUAUAUUGUGCUAUCGCUGUCUCUUGGACUCUGGGCCAUCUGACUCCUUUAAUUGAUGAACGUUACCUGAUACCACUCCUAAAAUUAUACUCCUUAAUUUUUCAUCUUUCUGUUCCUCAGUAAGGUCAUCAUUCAUAAUGCUUUCGAUUUCUUUUCGUCUCUGAAUCAGUUCAUCGCUCAGAUUUUCAUCAGAAUCCUUAGACAGAUACAUCUUCACUCUUUCACCAUUUGGGAGUUCCAGGUUGCUUUGUGAUGCUCCGAUACCGGUUUUCAUGGCAGGCAAGGUGCCUAGCUUCUCCAAAGACGACAAAUAUUCGAUGAGUUCAGGAUACUCAUCCUCUUCCUCCUGAUAUUUAGCUGGAGUUAAGCCAUCCUUGUUCUUGAUCUUGAAAUCAGCUUUGAGCUCUUCAAUUAAGAACUUAGCAGCCUCAACAGUUUCUACGUGAUGCAAAGGGGUAUCGCCAUCAGAGUCUUGAAUAUUGAUAUCUCCGCCUUGUGAGACAAGAUAUUUCAGGAGGUCUAAGUUACCAUAACUUGCAGCAGCGUGCAUGGGAGUGUAGCCAUUGGGAUCUUUCGAAUUUGCAGUAUAACUUCCUGACUCGAUAUACUCCCUAACCUUGUCUAUUUUAUUAUCUGAGGCUGCAAUCCAUAUGUUCGACAUGUUCUGGUACAAAUAGAUUAAUUUUCGUUUUUUUUUUUUCCUUGAGAGUUCGCAAUGAGUAAAGAGCCAGAUAAAACUUUAAAUGCUUCGGAUGCAUCCUCAGAUUUCAAUUGGUGGAUACGAACACUCCAGUAUAAGACAGGCAUAAAUCUCACAGAUCAAGAGAAAGUUGCGUACGAACAGGAGCGAAAGAUAAAAACCGAAAAGGAACAAUGUGCUAAAUGUAACGAAUACAAGGAUUUCAUGCUUCAAUAUUCUCCAACUGUCACAUUCAUGAUUGACCAGAUCCGGCGAGCAGGAGGUUACGUGGAUCCGGCGAAAAUCAACUGUGAAAUCUGUACCGUUCCAAGAUAUGGUGGUUUUAAUCCUGGUCUGGGAGUUCAACUUUGUGCCAACUACAUCGAUAACAAAUGGGUUCUUAACGACACACUAUCCCAUGAGCUUGUCCACUGGUAUGAUAAUACUAGAUUCAAGGUGGAUUGGGGAGAUAUCAGACAUCAUGCUUGCACCGAAAUUCGAGCAGCGUCACUAAGUGGAGAGUGUGCCAUUGUCACAGAAUUCAAAAGAAGAUUAGGGUUCAUGAGAUACGCAAAAGGGCACCAGGCUUGUGUUAAGCGAAAAGCAAUACUGAGUGUUAUUAAUCAUCCGAAGUGCAAAGACAAACAACAUGCGGAAGAAGUUGUGGAAGAAGUUUUCAGAAGCUGUUUCAAUGACACUAGACCCUUUGAGACUAUAUAUAGAUAGCAAGUGUAAAUAGUGAUACUGCUAGAACACCAAGUACAUUGUGCACAUAAGACUUGGCCCCAAAACUAUACCAAACCAGAAUAUGCAAUUGCCUAGAAUCUUUCUAUCCCUCAUCAAUUUGGUUUUGCUUAAUUGCACCAAGGGUAGCUGACUCAUCUGCAAAAUGAGCAAAUAGCCCCUUAGACGUUUAAAUAUGACAAACAUUGCAAGUUCAUGGACGACUGAACUGAGCAAGAAGGUAAAAAUCGUCGCUCCCGUUUUGUUCAAUUGGAGAGCGCUGAUGGAAGAAUGAUACACGUGCCGAAGAAGAAACUUGUGGACAACAAUAUUCCAAUCUCGAGCAUAUGCAUUCCAAUCGACCGAGUUCCACCAGUAGCCAUAAAAUUCUCUAUCAGCAAAAUAAGACAAUUCUGCAAUAGCAUUCAAAAUAAGCUCCCAAAUGAGAUAAAACACUAAUAAAUAGACGCCAAGGAAAGGUGGGAUAAACUCAAUAAUGAUCAUCGGGUACAUCUUCAUUCUGUAGUAAAUUGACUUUGUCUCUCUGAGCUCCAAGCAUUUGACCACCAUUGGGUAUAAGUAUGUCUCAGAUACGGUGAUCAUCAAGAAAAUAACACCAAAAAUUCCUGCAAUCUUGGUAAAAAGAUAUCCUUUCCUUAUCCUCUCAGUUCUUGGGUAAUCAAUCCGAUACACCAAUGUAGGAUACAUGGUGUACAAGAAGAAGUUUCUAAAUGAUAUAUUGUCUGGGAAUGGUUGUUCAGAAGACUGAACCUUUAGUUCAAACUUGCAAAAUUCCACGGAUCUAGUCAAAGGUAUUCUAGUUUCAUCAGCCAGGUCACCUUCGUGCUUUUUCAGGUACCCUUCAGAAUAUUGUAGUUCAUCUUUGAUUGACCAAAGAUAGCCAUUGAAGAAUGCAUAUGAAUGUAUUUUCAUUAACUGCACCAAUGAGUGCAGCAGCAAGAAGAUCUUUGCAAUCCACGGGAAAUUGAGGUACUCUGCCAAAUAUAAGAAAAAUGUUAGAAAGAAGAUCUCAUAAAGUGAUUGCAUCACGAAACCAAGCCUGUUCCAGUUAAUCACGUUCCUUUUCACCAGCAUCUGAAUGAAAACAGCAACGUACAUCAUUAAGUACAUCAGCAAGUCCACCAAGGCAACACCUAAGAGAUUGUCCAACAUAAUGUUAAUGAUUUUGAAGUUGGCAAGAUAUCCAUAUUUGACAUGGUAGUUGAACACAACGUUGAGUCCACCAAAAAAGACACAAAACCAGAAGGCAACAAAAAGGCCAUAAAAUUUGGCGCCAAAUCUCACUUCUUGGUCGAAUAUUGACUGUCUAGGUUUAAAAGUGAGGUCGUCCCAUUUUGACCUAAAGGAUCCAUCUCUCCGAAACCUAUAGGCCUUUCCUGGUGGAGCCUGAGAAGCUGCUGUUGCGGGAGGUUUUGGAAUGGAGUGCUUUAUCUCAAUGGAACUGUCACCCUCAUAUUCAGCAUCCUCUAGGAUGGAACGUCGCUCUUUUCCUGAGUUCUUAUCUAUAAUUUUGAGUCGCGCAUUCGUGCUGGAUUCCGUGGACUCCGGUCUUCUUAGUUCAGCAGGUCUGAUCUCUUCUGGCUGCAUUGUGGCUGAACACUGAUCAAGCAAUUGGCAAACUGAGAAAACAACAAACACACUCCCUAGGUUGAAUGACUGGAUGCUGGUUAAUAAUCCGAUAAACUCCUUAUCUUUUUUUUAGUAAGUUAU
Ogataea polymorpha is the source of this 4831-nucleotide messenger RNA. RefSeq lists its product as uncharacterized. Lineage: Eukaryota; Fungi; Ascomycota; Pichiomycetes; Pichiales; Pichiaceae. The transcript has a single exon. Gene Ontology annotation, cellular component: endoplasmic reticulum. The record is from RefSeq and is a predicted model, not a curated record. Gene Ontology annotation, molecular function: ubiquitin binding. Bases 1 to 1686 code for a protein of 561 amino acids.